AUGGUCUUCGACCAUGGAAAGCAAUUCGACAACACACCACUGCAGACGUGGUGCAAACAGUUCGGUAUCCACCUCGCUUACUCGGCGGUAUGCCACCCUCAGAGCAACGGCCAAGCCGAAGCCGCGAAUAAGCUCAUACUCAACGCACUCAAGAAAAGAGUCGAGGAAGAAAAGAGUAAGUGGCUAGAAGAGCUCCCUGGAACACUCUGGUCCCUUCGGACCACCGAGAAAGAAGCCACGGGACAAACGCCCUUCCACUUGGUAUACGGUUCCGAAGCUGUCAUCCCUGUAGAGAUCGGAACAGAAAGCUUGAGGGUCCAAGCAUGCAACAAGUAUGAUGGAACCCACGGACAAAGCAAUGAUCAACUUCUGACCGAAGCCUUGGAUCUACUAGAUGAAGCUCGGGACGAAGCCAGAACUCUCAACGCAGCUUACCAGCAGAGGGUUAGCAAACACUACAACCGAAGAGUCAAUGCCAGACCUCUUAAGGUCGGCGACCUAGUGCUCAGGAAUGGUGCGGCAGUUCAAAAGGGAAGGAUCCAUGGGAAACUCUCGGCAACAUGGGAAGGGCUAUACAUCAUCAACUCCGAAAAGAGGACUGGCACUUUUAUGCUUAAACAAGCUCAGAAGCAGACUCUAAACACGUCUACAAGUGUUAAAGAGCUCAAAAGUAGACUCUUAACAGAUCCACGGAUCUUAAGAGCUCAGAAGAAGACUCUAAAUACGUCUACAGGUGUUAAAAAGCUCAAAGUAGCCUCUUAA
Molecule: messenger RNA, 762 nt
Organism: Spinacia oleracea (spinach)
Lineage: Eukaryota; Viridiplantae; Streptophyta; Magnoliopsida; Caryophyllales; Amaranthaceae
Exons: 2
Coding region: 1-762 (253 amino acids)
Biological process (GO): DNA integration
Molecular function (GO): nucleic acid binding
Source: RefSeq, a predicted model, not a curated record